This is a messenger RNA of Rotaria sp. Silwood1, 330 nucleotides long. NCBI's taxonomy places the organism in Eukaryota, Metazoa, Rotifera, Eurotatoria, Philodinida, Philodinidae. The record is from the annotation of a GenBank genome assembly.
AUGAAAUCCCUUUUAAUCUUCUUUUUAUUUACUCUCAUUGGUAGUAAUAUUUUUUCUAAUGUUCCAUUGACUUUACUUGUUCUUGAACAAGUUCCACCGAUAGGUAAUCAUCUUAAUCUGGUUUUAUAUCUUGCUUUCAUCACUACAGUUGCUGGUAAUCUAACUCUUUUUGGUAGUGUGGCUAAUUUAAUUGUUGCUCAACAAGCUUUGUUAAGUUCGCUUAAACAUCAAUUCGGUUUUUGGACUUAUUUCAAAUAUGGUUUUCCUACUACGAUUUUAUUUAGUCUUGUUGGAACAUUUAUCAUUUAUGGUCUACUUCAAGUUAUUUAG